Drosophila takahashii is the source of this 1079-nucleotide messenger RNA. RefSeq lists its product as uncharacterized. Lineage: Eukaryota; Metazoa; Arthropoda; Insecta; Diptera; Drosophilidae. The record is from RefSeq and is a predicted model, not a curated record.
CACAGUUGAAGCUGAAAGAUCGAUUCGAUUCGGCGGACAGACCGCUUCCAAGUUAAAGCCCCCACUCCGUCUCCAAUUGCCCGGUGCAAUUCUCAGUUCGCAAUUCUCAAUUCGCGGUGAAGUGAACGAUUUAUGGAAAUUCAUUGAUUGCAAUUCAAGCCGACAAGUGUGUGAAUCAAAAACAAACAACAGGCCCAGUUACCUGAACAUCAGCGCCAUGGAAUACAGCCGGAUCCAGACAAUGCUGCUAAUUAUGAUAGUAAUCGUCGCCAGCUCGUGCUGCGUACACGGCCAGUCCUAUCUCUUCAGUCUGGAGAACGUCCUCAACGAGUCCUCCCGCCAGCUGCCCUACAACCUAACGUCCGCCAACGGAACCACCGAGGUGGACUUGUUUCCCGACACCAUCUCGAACAACACCCGCAUAAUUGUCUACAAAAACACUGUCGUCGAGUCGCCCAACGAACUAUCCCAGACAGCGAUGGAUGUGAUCACGAUUGUGUGGUAUGUGGCCACCUUUCUGGCCCUGGCCGCCUUCUUCAUGCUGAUGGCCUGUUCGGAUCGCCGGUGCCGUGACAUGAGACGUCGUCCCGCCGGAGGACAGUCCACGGAGGGUCUGAGGGCACCGCCCACGCCCUCGCCAUCCUACAGUGAAUUCGCACCGCCCAGCUACGAUACGGUGAUCAAGAUGCAGCAUGCGGCCAAGACGAGUGUGUUUGUGAUACCGUUCAGUAACAAGGCCGGCGAACUGGGUGCUCCAACCUCACCGCCUCCGCCUCUGCCACCCCCGGCCAGUCCACCAGCAAUCACCUGCGACGUGAUCAUCGUCAAUGAACUGCAAAAGUCGGCCGACUGAACCGAUAAGCAGGUGGUGGAUCCCUGGAUUCAGCCUUCUUAACACCCGACUCUGUGAUAUUUGCUGUUUAUGGCAAUGGGCCAAGUAUUAGAUGUCGUAAGAAUCCCCACAAAAAAGACUGACAAUGAAAGAUAUCUGUAUGUGCAUAUGCAUUCAAAUGCCAGUUCAACUGAAACUAGAUGAAUAAGUAAUUAACUGUAAUAAAUCAUAACUUUAUCGAAGAUGA